AUGCUCACGCGGGUGAAGUCCGCCGUGGCCAAUUUCAUGGGCGGCAUCAUGGCUGGCAGUGCGGGCGCCGACCACGGCAGCGGCGCGGACUUGCCCCUCCGCUUCCCCUACGGGAGACCCGAGUUCCUGGGACUGUCCCCGGACGAGGUGGAGUGCUCCGCCGACCACAUCGCCCGCCCCAUCCUCAUCCUCAGCAAGGAGACCCGACGCUUGCCCUGGACCACGGGCUACGCGGAGGUGAUAAAUGCAGGGAAGAGCACGCACAAUGAAGAUCAAGCCAGCUGUGAAGUCCUCUUUGUCAAGAAAAAAGCUGGAGGUGCUAAUUCUACACCAAAUAAGAACUCUUCAACAAAACGGAGAUCGUCAUUGCCCAAUGGAGAAGGUCUCCAGCUGAAAGAUAAUUCGGACACAGACGGGAUCAACCUGUACUAUUGGUCCCUGUUUGAUGGACAUGCUGGGUCAGGGGCAGCUGUGGUUGCUUCCAAACUGCUGCAGCACCAUAUCCUGGAACAGCUGCAGGAGAUUGUGGACAUCCUGAGGAACACAGCUGUCCUCCCACCCACCUGCCUGGGAGAGGAACCUGACAACCCAGCUGCCAACACCAGGACGCUGACACGGGCAGCUUCCCUGCGUGGUGGUGUGGGGGCCCCAGGCUCACCCAGCACACCUCCAACACGCUUCUUCACCGAGAAGAAGAUCCCACAUGAGUGCCUGGUUAUUGGGGCCAUAGAAAGUGCUUUCAAGGAAAUGGAUUUGCAAAUAGAACGAGAGAGGACGGUGUAUAAUAUUUCUGGUGGCUGCACAGCCCUCGUGGUCAUUUAUUUAUUGGGGAAGCUUUAUGUGGCAAAUGCUGGUGAUAGCAGGGCUAUAAUAAUCCGAAACGGUGAAGUCAUUCCAAUGUCUUCAGAAUUCACUCCAGAGACUGAACGCCAGCGACUUCAGUAUCUGGCUUACAUGCAGCCCCACUUGCUGGGAAAUGAGUUCACACAUUUAGAGUUUCCACGGAGGGUGCAGCGCAAAGAAGUUGGAAAGAGGAUGCUCUACCGUGAUUUCAACAUGACUGGCUGGGCAUACAAAACCAUUGAGGAAGAUGACUUGAAGUUUCCCCUUAUCUAUGGAGAAGGCAAGAAGGCUCGGGUUAUGGCAACAAUCGGAGUGACACGAGGACUGGGAGACCAUGACCUGAAAGUGCAUGACUCGAAUAUAUACAUCAAACCUUUCCUGUCCUCAUCUCCCGAGGUGAGAGUCUAUGACCUCCUGCAAUAUGAGCAUGGGCCAGAUGAUGUUCUGAUCCUAGCAACUGAUGGACUCUGGGAUGUAUUGUUAAAUGAAGAGGUUGCAGAAGCUGUCACUAACUUUCUACCAAACUGUGACCCUGAUGACCCCCACAGGUACACGCUGGCGGCGCAGGACCUCGUGAUGCGAGCCAGGGGGGUGCUGAAGGACCGAGGCUGGCGAAUAUCCAAUGACAGGCUGGGCUCUGGAGACGACAUCUCUGUCUAUGUCAUCCCUUUAAUACAUGGGAACAAACAGUCUUGA
Messenger RNA from Indicator indicator, 1539 nucleotides. It is a transcript of the gene PPM1H, whose product is annotated as protein phosphatase, Mg2+/Mn2+ dependent 1H. Gene Ontology annotation, molecular function: protein serine/threonine phosphatase activity. Gene Ontology annotation, biological process: protein dephosphorylation. The record is from RefSeq and is a predicted model, not a curated record. The coding region runs from base 1 to 1539 and encodes 512 amino acids. Lineage: Eukaryota; Metazoa; Chordata; Aves; Piciformes; Indicatoridae. The transcript has 10 exons.